AGUCUGUGGGGGAUAGAUUGUCUCUCAACCACUUCCGGGGCGGGGGGAAGCCUCGCACACCAUAGAGAGCAGUGGGUGCGGAGGGUAGAGCGUCCUUCGCAACACUGGGCUGGCUGGGGCAAGUGUCAGCUGGGCCCGUGGGAGCAGGAAGCUCCGGGGCCUCAGAGCCCUGAGGGCGGCAGGGCCUUAGUGGGGGGAGGAGAAGGAAGACGCUCAGGGCCCCGCUGGUGUCUGGGGCAGGGAGGGGUUCAGUAGGGGGGGCUCAGGUUCAGUGGGGGGUGUUCAGGACGCUGGAGGGGGGCUCAGGGUAGGGCUGGGGGCCCAGGGCAGGAGGCUCAGGACCCCAGGGGGAAGGUGAGGGUGGGGGCUGCAGGCUCUGCUGGUGUAGAGGGUCCAUGGCGGCGGCUGGGGAAGGUGGCUCCAUGGGGGGUGGGCGGCCCAACGCGGUGGAGACACUGCAGGAAGAGGCCGUCUGUGCCAUCUGCCUUGACUACUUCACUGACCCUGUUUCCAUUGGCUGCGGCCACAACUUUUGCCGUGUCUGCAUCACUCAGCUCUGGGGAGGUGAGGAAGAGGGUGAGGGCCAGGCUGAGUACGAGGCCGUGGGGGACAAUGUGGGGAUGGGUGGUGAGGAGGACGACGUGGAUGAGUUGGACGAUGACGACAACAUAGAGUACAACGAGGAGGAAGAGGAGGGGGAUGGGGAUGGGGAUGAUCUGGCCGAGGAGGAAGAUGAUAUGUGGAGUGAGGAAGAUGAGGACACUGACCUGUGGGAUGACCCAGGGGAGGAUGACAUGUGGGAGGAUGAGGUAGGAGAUGAGCUCUUCUUCGAGGACGAUUACGAUGAGGAGGUGAUGGAGGAAGAGGACGUGGAGGAGGAGGAAGAAGAGCCGCUGCCACCGCCUCCUCCAGCAGCAGUGGCCACGCGACCUCGACACCCCCCAACCUUCACCUGUCCCCAGUGCCGCAAGACCUUUCCCCAGAGGAACUUCCGGCCCAACCUCCAGCUGGCCAAUAUGGUGCACAUCAUCCGACAGAUGCACCCACACCCUCAGAAGCUCGCGUCACCGGCCGCUGGGACCUCGGCAUCUGGGAGGUCUGGGAGUGUGGCAGGAGUGGCAGGGGGGUUGGAGAAAAGAGCCCUGUGUGAGAAACACCAGGAACCCCUCAAGCUCUUCUGUGAGGUGGACGAGCAGGCCAUAUGUGUGGUGUGCCGGGAGUCCCGGAGUCACAAGCACCACAGCGUUGUCCCGCUGGAGGAGGUUGUGCAGGAUUACAAGAUGAAACUCCAGGGCCACCUGGAUCCGCUGAAGAAGAAGCUGGAUGCGGUUCUGAAACAGAAAUCAAGCGAAGAGGAGAAAAUUACUGAGCUGAAGAACAAGAUGAAGCUGGAGAUCAAGGAGUUUGAGUCGGACUUCGAGCUGCUGCACCAGUUCCUGAUCGGGGAGCAGGUGCUGCUGCUGCACCAGCUGGAGGAGCGCUACGAGGCGCUGCUGGCCCGCCAGAGCAGCAACAUCAGCCAGCUGGAGGAGCAGGGCGCCACCCUCGGGCGCCUCAUUGCUGAGGCUGAGGACAAGAGCAGGCAGGAUGGGCUGCAGCUGCUCAAGGACAUCAAAGACACCUUCAUCAGGUGCGAAAGCGUCAAAUUCCAGGAGCCGGAGACGGUACCGGUAGACGUGGGGAAGAAAUACCGCAAUUACUUCCUGCAGGACGUGGUGAUGAGGAAGAUGGAGAAGGUCUUCAGGAAAGUCCCUCAAGCUGACGUGACCCUGGACCCCGACACGGCCCAUCCCCACCUGAGCUUGUCUCUGGAUCGCCGGAGCGUGAAGCUGGGUGAACGUCGCCAGGACCUACCCGACAACCCCAAGCGCUUCGACUCCGACUACUGCGUGCUGGGCUCUCAGGGCUUCAGCACAGGGCGCCACUACUGGGAGGUGGAGGUGGGGGGCCGGCGGGGCUGGGCGGUGGGGGCGGCCCGGGAGACGGCCCGGCGGAAGGAGAAAACGGGCGGCCCCUACCAGAAGCGGGAGAUCUGGUGCGUGGGCGCCAACGGGAAGAAGUACCAGGCACUGACGGCCACGGAGCAGACAGCGCUGCCCCCCGGGGAGAAGCUCCGGCGCUUUGGGGUCUACCUGGACUACGAGCGGGGACAGCUGUGCUUCUACAACGCCGAGAACAUGGCCCACAUCCACACCUUCAAUGCCACCUUCCGUGAGCGCAUCUUCCCCUUCUUCCGCAUCCUGGCCAAGGGCACACGCAUCAAGAUCUGCACCUGACCCGCUUCCCCUCUACCUCGGGCCUCCUCCCC
Gopherus flavomarginatus (Mexican gopher tortoise) is the source of this 2308-nucleotide messenger RNA. It is a transcript of the gene TRIM41, whose product is annotated as tripartite motif containing 41. The transcript is spliced from 6 exons. Lineage: Eukaryota; Metazoa; Chordata; Testudines; Testudinidae. The coding region runs from base 396 to 2276 and encodes 626 amino acids. Gene Ontology annotation, molecular function: protein binding; zinc ion binding. The record is from RefSeq and is a predicted model, not a curated record.